Molecule: messenger RNA, 3477 nt
Organism: Dermacentor andersoni
Lineage: Eukaryota; Metazoa; Arthropoda; Arachnida; Ixodida; Ixodidae
Biological process (GO): regulation of transcription by RNA polymerase II; DNA repair
Cellular component (GO): nucleus
Molecular function (GO): DNA-binding transcription factor activity, RNA polymerase II-specific; RNA polymerase II cis-regulatory region sequence-specific DNA binding
Source: RefSeq, a predicted model, not a curated record
CCCAUAGAGUUGGCUCAACCCACCGCCCCGUUCCAAAGGGGACACUCAUAACAUCCAUUCAUCCAUCCAUCUACGCACGUUCCAUCAUAGAGUUUCUCACUAAAUUACAGUGAGAAACUCUGUGAGUUCCAUGCGCUUCCGAUCGUCGUACCAUCGGCAUAGUUGUUCUAUGGUUGUUCUGUGCCACCGCUACGUGCUGGUACCACUAUGGUACCACUGUGGACGGUUUCCCUUCUCUAAUGUGCUACCACAACGCAUCUGGGAAAAAAGCUUCUGCUGAUGUUUGUUGUGGCCAUGAAGUUCUAGCCUGUCUCUGCAUCGUUGACAGCAAAUAGCUGCAAGUGCUGAUUGCUGCUGGUUGGCUCAGUCCAGAAUUUGGCCUCACAAAUGCAAUGAGCCUGGCUGAGGGUAUCACUGCCACAAUGGUAUGCCACGCCCCUUCCAAGGUCAUCGGUGAGGUUGAGGUUGGCACACAGUGCAGCUUGCCUUUGGCUGACAAGUCUGUUGGGUGCAGCUUCAGAGCAAGCAGCGAGUCGAGGAGCGUGCAGACCAUAGAGACUGUGGAUCAGUCAAGCUCAUCUACAGCAUUGAGGCCUUCUAUUUCUCCAUCAACAGCCAACGGUGGAAAUUCCCAGCAGGGAUGCCUCAACCAAGAUCAUCUCCGUGACUAUGAGGCUGAUAAACUGUUUCAUCUAAAAGCACGUGCCAGGGUCCAUACUGGCGAGCGUCUCUUUAAGUGCCAUUUGUGCCCCCGGAGCUUCUCGAGAAGAGACACUCUGAAGAGGCACUUGUGCGUCCACACGGGUGAGCGGCCAUUUCAAUGCCCUUCAUGCCUUCAGACAUUCUCACAACGGUGCAAGGUCAAGGAACACCAGCACACCCAUACAGGUGAGAAGCCAUUGCAGUGCCCUUCAUGCCCUCGGAGCUUCUCACAAACAUCCCACCUGAAAGACCACCUGCGGAUCCACACAGGCGAGAAGCCAUUUCAAUGCCCAUCAUGUCCUCGCAGCUUCUCACGCAAGUGCAACAUGAAGGAACACCUGCACACCCACACAGGUGAUAAGCCAUUUAAAUGCCCUUCAUGUCUUCAGAGCUUCUCACGAAAGACCCACCUCAAAGCUCACCAGCGCACCCACACAGGUGAGAAGCCAUGGCAGUGCCCUUCAUGCCCUCAAAGCUUCUCACAUAAGUCCAGCAUGAAAGCCCACCUGCGCACCCACACAGGCGAGAAGCCAUUUCAAUGCCCUUCGUGCCUUCAGAGAUUCUCACGAAAAUCCCACCUGAAAACCCACCUAUUCAACCACACAGGUGAGAAGCCAUUACAGUGCCCUUCAUGCCCUCAAGCCUUCUCACGUAAGUCCAGCAUGAAAGACCACCUGCGCACUCACACAGGCGAGAAGCCAUUUGAAUGCCCUUCAUGCCUUAAGAGCUUCUCACGAAAGACCCACCUGAAAGACCACCUGCACAACCACGCAGGUGAGAAGCUAUGACAAUGCCCUUUAUGCCCUCAAAGCUUCUCAAACAAGUCCAGCUUGAAAGACCACUUGUGCACCUACACAGGCGAGAAGCCAUUUCAAUGCUGUUCAUGCCUUCAGAGCUUCACACGAAAGACCUACCUGAAAACCCUCCUGCGCACCCACACGGAUGAGCAGCCAUGACAGUGCACUUCAUGCCCUCAAAGUUUCCUUCAUAAGUCCAGCAUGAAGGUACAACUGUGAAUCCACACAGACGAGAAACCAUUUCAAUGCCCUUCAUGCCCCCGGAGAUUCUCACUCAAGUCGAGCAUGAAGAAACACCUGCACACCCAUACAGCGACAAGCCAUUUCAUUGCCCUUCAUGCACUCAGAAAUUCUUGCUGAAGGGUGCCACGAAGCAACACCUGAGCAUUCAUGCAGGUGACCGACCAUACCGUUGUGCCUUUACCUCCAAGUCCUUUGCGCGGGCUGGUUACUUGAGCAGGCAUAAGAAAACACAACACCAUGAUACUAUAGAGUAGAUCAACAGCUAUGUAAUGCAUUGUAAUGCUUAUUAUUACAUUAUGGAUGUCUGAAUGAUCCGCUUUCUAAGUUCUGUUAUGAAAUGCCGUCUGUAUCUUUGUGUACUGUUUCUUCAUAUACAGUCGAACCUUGAUACAACGUACAUGGGUAUAGCAAAUUAUGGGAUAUAAAAGAUGAAAUAUAAAUAUCGGUUUUUCAUGCUUUAUGUGGAGCUCUCUUCUGCUAUAACAAAGUCAAAAAUGAGGGAUCUGUCGUAGUAUUGACUAUAACGAAGCAAAUAUUUGUUAGUACAUGCCCUAAAAUACAUAUUCUGGCAGAAAAAAACAUCAAAUACAGCCUCGCAAACCUUGGAGCGGCCGUCAUGAUGAAGGCACAGAACAUUGGCAGGCACACAGCUGGUGGUAUCAAGGGCUAAGCCUGCACAAUCAGGCUUCGGACAAGACUCGCUAUUCCAGCCUUACCAGCUAUGAAGCAAUUAUCAUUGUGGUGAGAGAUACAUCUGCAUUCUAUGGUGAGAGAUCCAUCUGGAUUCUAUGUGCUGUUCACUUCGAGGGCUAGGCCUACAGGAUGGAUAUGUCACUGAAGAAAUUGAUAGUCCCAGCCUUGCAAGCUUCAAAGUUGUCAUUGCAGCUGUCGUUCGCAUUGAUAGACAGGCCACAGGCUGCCGUGAGGGCUGUGCUGGCCAUUCAUCUUCGGGAGCAUCCUGGCGUUCUGAACUUUGGGCCAUCCUGAUGAAGGGCAAAGUCAGACAGGAGCUGAAGGAAGCGGAAGGUGAUCCCACCUCACGAAGCUGCAGAUGACGCCUGCAGCUGCAGUAGGAGUCCUGGGUAUCAUGGCACCAAAUGUAAAAAACCGAAGCAUAUUCCAAGGCUACACUGAUCUUCCUAUUUUAUUGGAGCUGUGUUGGAGGGGUCUGUGUUGAAGACGUGCCGUCCCUUUUUGGAACCAGGCAGCCAAGACUUCACUGGACCAGUGCAACUAGUCAAGGCCUGUCCAACACAUUGCUACAAGAGCACACUUUGCAACUUCACCAGGCCACAGAAUUCUAACACAGGACCUGUGAGCUUCCAUUUACGUGGCCGUUUUUGUGACCGUUUCUGUGGUCCGAACUUGCAGACAGCUGCCGUGCCAGGACACCUUCUCCUGGCGUACUGUUCAAGGUUCCUGAUAUGGCCAUCCAUUCUUUGGCCAAGUGUGGACAUGACGUUCAUGAUGUCUUGGACCCUUUGAUCAAGUCCAUAGCUGCAGGACCAAGCGCAUUGCUGCUUCCCUCAUCGUCUCACCUUGCUGCAACGGUGGACUGUAUUCUUUGGCUGAACAAUGUUUUUCUCAUUUGCUUUGUUUUGUACUAUUUUAUUUGUUGUAGUCUGUUGUUAAUUUACAUCAGGUCAAGAUGUCUUACUCUUGCUUCUUAUUUAAGUCUUUACUAUUUGCUUUCCCUUCCAUGUGUACAUUAAAUGUUUUGUUGGAGAUAUGCAAA